GCUUGGGAGGAUUUAUUUGAGGUGGAAUAAUGCUGAAAAGCCUCCUUCCGAUGGGCAUCAGGGAGGCAGACCAGUGCACUGUGCCUGCUGUGUAGAGAGCACAGGCCACUUGUGUGCUCUCUGCAGUUCUUAGGGGAGUCAGAGAACAACCAGGGCUCAAGGGAGAACACAUUCUGAUGCUUAAAGCUGGCGUCUGUAAACCGGGUGGCUCACUUUAAGAGUCACCCCUAAAAUUAACUUCUCAGGGAUUUAUUCGCAAAUACAUUUCUGUUUCUGGGAGCCCAACUUCAAAGACCUAGGAAGUCAACAUCCACAGCACCCGCGUGUGCUGUAGUAACAUCACUUCCGCCUUCUUAGCGGCAACUCUCAGUCCCGGAGGUGAACCAUCUGCAUCAUCUCCAAGCCACCAUGAGCCAUAGCAAGCACAGGUCACAGGAGGUCCACAAUUCUUUAAGGAAAAACAUGAAAAUCAAGUACCGUUCAUCUCAGGUUCUUCAGGAAAAGCAGAAUGACCACCCAAUUUCACAAAUGCAAACAGAACCUCAAAAAAGACCAAAUGAGAUACCCAACACCCAAGACCAAAGACUCUGUUCCUCUAAGAAAACUCGACAAGAUCAGACCACUCUCCUAAUUAAAAUUAUCAACAUCACCUUGGGGGUAAGCCCCGAGGCACACAUGCAUAUUCUCAUCAAUGGGGGGACAGGUCGCUUAUAUGAGGCACUCAACACCCUUGACCCUGUCAAAAGAGAGAUAGAAAGACAGCCAGGCAAAGAAAUGCCGGUGUGUGGCAAAGAAGGAAUAGAAGGGUACAUAAACCUUGGCGUGCCCCUCCGUUGUUUUCCGGAAGGCAGCCAUGUGGUCAUUACCUUUUCCAAAACUGAAAGUGAGGAGAAAGAAGAUAAUGAAGUGUGUGGCCGGUUUGACCAGUCUUCUGCUGAGUGUGUUGUAUUUUACAUUCAUGCAGUCGGGAAUAGGAUCCUGAGGUGCAGGGAACUUGACAAGGAGGGAACCAAAGUCUGUGUGUAUGGCUUCAAAGGAGAGACCAUCAAGGCCACUCUGAGGGAAGAUGGCAGGUUUCAUUCCUUUGUGGAGAGUGACCAUUGGAAACUCAUUCACAAUGAUACCAUCAUAGCAAACACCCAGCUGGUUGAUGUGUUACAGGGUAAGGUCUUUCUGAUUGAGGUUGAAAGAAAGAAAAGCCCUUGGGCGGUAGCAGCAACUCGGAAUUCUGAGUUAGAAGACAGAAACUUCAGUGAGUUAAAAGAAUACAUUGUGAAUUUGUACCCCACACUGACAGCAGAACGUGAGAAAAUGAGAGCAUACAUUAAGGAAGAAAUUGAAAAUAGUAAAGAACGACCUCUUUUUAAAGUCCAUAAGAGGAAGUUCCGGGAACUGACAAAAAGCUCUAUUUUAAGUAAGGUCUUCAAACUUCUUUCACAGUUUAUUGAUUCCACUGGGCUCCUAGUUUGGGACAAUAAUGGAAACAGGGGUAGUGCCACUUGCUUCGUUUUUAGAGGGUUGUACAUUUUCACUUGUCGGCAUGUAUUAAAUGACAUUGUGGGAGAAGGAAGAGAGCCACUCGAGUGUACAGACCUAAUUAGCCAAUGUGUAAGGGUAACAUUUGAUGAUGAAGAUUGUAAAGAGCCAGCCUCAAACUUCAACAGUUGUUUUUGCAUUGAACCUUGGCUUGGCAUAUCUGAUGUAACUCUUGACUACGCUGUCCUGAAACUGAAGGAAAACGGACAACAUGUGCCUGCCGGACUGUAUAAUGGAAUAGCUGUUGUACGUCCCAGGGAGUUGACAUAUAUGAUUGGCUAUCCAAAAGGACAAAGGGUUAUUGAGGGUUGUACAGGGAUCCCUCAAAGUAAACCAAGAGAGGAAAAUCAGCAAUGUGUUCUUGGAACAGAAGCAGCAGGUCAUAGCCAUUCUUUAAAGUACCACCAUAUGUAUACUCAGAGAAGUUUCCAAAAAAUAUUUGACAACCCUAAUGACUUUACCUAUAAUACUUUUUAUUGUGGCUCUUCUGGAUCUCCAGUAUUUGACUGUAAUGGUUCUCUGGUGGCCAUGCAUACUGCUGGGUUCAUUUGUGAGUAUGAAAGAGGAGUUUACAAUAUCAUUGAGUUUGGUACAAGGAUGGAAUCCAUCCUUGAUGAUAUUAAGCAAAAAGAUGAAAUAUGGUAUAAUGAAAAUUGUGUAAAUCAGCAGGAUAUAGAAAUAUACAAUGAAGCCUAUAUAAAUCAGCAGGAUAUAGAAAUGUACAAUGAAGCCUAUAUAAAUCAGCAGGAUAUAGAAAUGUACAAUGAAACCUAUAUAAAUCAGCAAGAUGUAGAAAUGUACAAUGAAGAUUAUAUAAAUCAGCAGGAUAUAGAAAUGCAUAGUGUAGGUUUUUGAGGGCUGGGUAGAAUUUGUUCCCGUUUUCUCUCUUUAAGAGAAUUGGGUUUUCUAUGGAAUGCUUUUCAGGUGCCUGCCCUGAAAAACUUUCUCCCAGAGUCCAGACAAGGCACUUACAAGCAGCAGUGAUGCUGAUUCUAAUCUUAAGGAUAUUAAAUGAGUCAGUGAUGGUGUGCUCUCUCAGUCCAUCUCUUUAUUGUUCUCAGUAAGCUUUCUGAUCUCUCUGCCAUUCUCCCAUGUCUCUUAAGUCUACAGCUUCUUUUCAGCUCUCAUUCUUAGCUCCUCUCUUGUUUGACUUUUCACAUUUCUAACAGGACACUCUUUGCAAUCCUGAGAAAAGUUUCAAAACCCUCAAGGUCAUUGCAUGUUCCUAGAAUAGACCAUAAGGUGGAGAGCUAUUACCAUGGUAACCCAAGGUUCCAAGGUCUCAGGACCAGAGGGAGGGGGCACAGUGCCCAGGGCCCCAAACUCUGAGACAUAGCUUUUUAUCAGCAGACUUGGUAAGUGAAGAAUUGGCAGGCUUUUCUUAGGGUGUUUUGUGUCUGUGUUAGUCUGAGCAAAAGGAACAAAGCAGACUUUAAGUGUCAACAGUAUCAUGGCAAAAUGGAUCUGGCAUAUUUUCUAUAUAUCAAAAUUAUACAACUAAAUGAACAAUCAUCUUCCUGACCACCAACAGAUAUAUGUGCCCAUAAGAUUGAGAUGUAAUCUUGAGGUUACAUAUAUACAUUACAUGAAGAUGCAUUGUAAUGGGAAAUAUAAUAGUGUGACAUAACAAGGUUAUACCAAGAAAUAGCCAAAUCAUUCAAAAGGCAGUAAUUCCAAAACGCCUUAUGUGAUGGUUUCCUCUAUCAAAAUCCUUGGUUCUGAUAGGUUGACCUUUUGAACAUUAGUUAUCACCUGCUGUAUACUCCCAUGGCCUUUUGCUACCAGCAUCUCUCAGUAGUUUUCUAAAGGCAAUAAUACAUUUUUUUUCUGACUUUCAAAGCAUUCACUUUAACUCGAAAAGAAGGCUGGGAAUGUGGCUCACUGGUUGAGCACUUGGCUAGCAUGCAUGAGACUCUGGGAUUAGUACCCAGUGAAAAAUGAAUAUCAGCACUCUAAUCAGUUUCCAAAAUUGUUGUUCUCACCAGCUUUUUAAAACUUGGAAGCCACCUCAAGCCUCACUUAACAGCUCAUACACACUCUUACAGAAAAUUUGGUAUUUCCUAUUCUAAACCUGUAGUUUGCUCUCUCUUCAUAACUGGCAGAGUGAUUCAUGAUUGCUAACAAGAUUUCAAAAUCCUUUGACCAUCUGAAUCUCUUUCCUUUCAUUCCCUCUGUUGCAUCUCCUGCUAGCAGAGGGAGAACUUUCCAGGGUAUCUGCACUUCGCUCCAGCUCAGCAGUCACUAACCCUACUGGGGCAGCUAUGGAGAAUAGUUUGCUUAGCCUCUGUCCCUUUCAACUCAUGAUGUUCAGUGUCUGAAACACCAAAAGCUGAAUCUCAGGCUAACGAGUCCAUCCGGACUAUAAAUCAUAUUUGUCCACACAAGCUGGAGAAGGCGAGAGAUCCAUGUAUGUACAGAUAGCAGUAGAGAAAUGACAAUUGUUAAACACACAGGCUUUUCUCUUCAACAAAAGAAAAUGUUAUCUGUUCACCCUGAAGGCAGGAAUGGUUAUUGUGGAUAUUGUUUAAUAACCUGGAGAUCAUCUGUCUUGUGGCAGCAUAGCGGAAGAUGUCUUCCAUGACUAGAUUUUUAAUUUUUUUUCCCUUUUUAAU
Peromyscus maniculatus bairdii (prairie deer mouse) is the source of this 4148-nucleotide messenger RNA. Its product is annotated as serine protease FAM111A-like. Gene Ontology annotation, cellular component: chromatin; nucleus. Lineage: Eukaryota; Metazoa; Chordata; Mammalia; Rodentia; Cricetidae. The record is from RefSeq and is a predicted model, not a curated record. Gene Ontology annotation, biological process: DNA replication.